AUGGCGCAUUGGUCCAGUAGCUUCCCUUGUGCCCUUCGCCUGUGCCUUGAACAAUCUGGCCCUCAUGCUCACUCUCAUACUCACCCGCGCCCUUGUACUCACCCUCAUGCUCACCCUCAUGCUCACCCUCGCCACUGGGCCUGUUCUCGUCGAGGGCCAUGCAUCCACUGUCUUGGUGGAGAUGCCCCAGAGCUUCAGACGAUCUGA
Molecule: messenger RNA, 207 nt
Organism: Acanthamoeba castellanii str. Neff
Lineage: Eukaryota; Discosea; Longamoebia; Acanthamoebidae
Exons: 2
Coding region: 1-207 (68 amino acids)
Source: RefSeq, a predicted model, not a curated record